Molecule: messenger RNA, 2143 nt
Organism: Cannabis sativa
Lineage: Eukaryota; Viridiplantae; Streptophyta; Magnoliopsida; Rosales; Cannabaceae
Exons: 13
Coding region: 233-1948 (571 amino acids)
Source: RefSeq, a predicted model, not a curated record
AUGAGGGGUGAGAGCGAUAAUAGACCACACCACAGUGCGCGUGCAGCAGUGCUUGCUUGUUACUAGUGAGUUGAGUACUUAAAACUUAAAAGCCUUUUUCCCAAAGAGAGUUUUGAAAUGGAGCAUGAAAAUUUCUGUGACUGGAUUGGAUUGGUGGAGUGAUCUUUUGUUUUCUACACAUUGAGAGAUUUCGUUUGGUUUUUAUGUGAUUUCAAUAAGCCAAAUUUGGAAGAUGAAUACUAGAGUAAGGACGACUAGGCUACAAAAGCCAGGGAAAACUCCAUUGAAGAGUGAAAACAAGAAGCCAGAGAUGCAAGAGACCAAGCUUAGAGAUACCCUGAAAGCAUCCAUUAAUGGCCGAGCUUCCAGAAGAGAGAGAAAGUUUGCAUUACAACAAGAUGUCGAUAAACUGAAGAAGAAACUUCGGCACGAGGAGAAUGUUCACCGAGCUCUUGAAAGGGCUUUCAAUAGGCCAUUGGGUGCUCUACCUCGUCUUCCUCCUUAUCUCCCUCCUAACACACUAGAACUUCUUGCCGAAGUGGCUGUGUUGGAAGAGGAGGUGGUUCGGCUCGAAAAACAGAUUGUCCAUUUCAGGCAAGAUCUAUACCAAGAAGCUGUGUACAUUUCUUCCUCCAAGAGAAACAUGGAGAAUUCUACUGAGCUUUAUGAUUCUAUGAUGGUUAAAAGUCCUACGCUAGAGCUUCCCAAGUGUCUAGCUCUUAACAUGGCGACGCGGACAAAGCAUUUUCGAUCACAUUCUGAUGAUAGGCAGGGGAAGGAGAACCAAUCUAGCAUCAAUUCGAAGAGAAACAAAAAUGGACCGUUGAUCCACAAAACCCCUCCAACGGUUAAAAUAUCACCGAAGAGGCCGCCAACUAAUCCGAAAUCACCAGAGAAGAGUUCAGAUAUACACAAGUUGCAUUUAGAAUCCAGAGUAAGGGAUCUUGAAAAUGCCGAAGCAAGAUCUUGUACUUCUGUUCCAGAACAUAAGCCUUCAGAAGAUGAUGGCCCAAACAAAAUUUCCGAAAAUAUAUUGAAGUGCUUGUCCAGCAUUUUCUUAAGAAUGAGUUCGGUUAAGAAUCGCGGUAGUGCAGAAUGCUUACCAACAUUCUCCAAUCUAGGUAACCAAGAAAGCAAUGAUAAAACAGAAUUUGGAGAUCCAUAUGGCAUCUGUUCAGAGUUUGGAAAGAGGGACAUUGGUAAAUACAAGCAGUUGUUCUCUAUUGAAGCUUGCUCAAUCAGUCUAAAUCGGACAGCAAACUCUUUGUUCCUGCUACGAAGAUUAAAGCUCCUCUUUGGGAAACUUACUUCUCUCAAGUUACAGAACCUCACACAUCAGGAAAAGCUUGCUUUCUGGAUCAAUAUCUAUAAUUCUUGCAUGAUGAAUGCAUUCCUAGAGCAUGGGAUACCAGAGAACCCUGAAAUGGUUGUUGCCCUGAUGCAAAAGGCAACAGUAAAUGUGGGGGGACACCUGUUAAAUGCAAUAACUAUAGAACAUUUUAUCUUGAGAUUGCCUUACCACUCGAAAUAUGCAUUUUCCAAGGGUACCAAAAUUGAUGAGAAAACAGCCAGAAGCAUAUUUGGACUGGAGUUAUCUGAACCAUUGGUGACUUUUGCAUUGUCCUGCGGAAGCUGGUCCUCUCCUGCUGUGAGAGUAUACACUGCAGCUCAUGUUGAGAAUGAACUGGUAGUAGCAAAGAGGGAGUACUUACAAGCUGCAGUGGGAAUCUCAUCAGACGAGUUUGCAAUCCCAAAGCUAUUAGAUUGGUAUUUGCUUGACUUUGCAAAGGACUUAGAGUCACUUCUUGAUUGGAUUUGUCUUCAGCUACCUAGUGAACUUGGUAAAGAAGCUCUCAAGUGUCUAGAGAAAGGAAAAAACCAGACUCUUUCUCAGUUUGUCCAGAUUAUGCCCUAUGAGUUUAGUUUUAGGUACCUUCUAUACGCAUAGCUUAUAUCGUGAUUCAUUCAAAAUUUUGGUUUAUAUGGUUAUAAAAGAGUAAUGGGGGUGGCGUUACAGUUUUACUAUUGUACAAAUCAAUAAAAUCUUGAAAUUAAAUAUACAUUGAUAAUCUGUUCUCCAUUGUAAGUAUUGUAAUUACUAUAAUAUUUGUGUAUAAUUAGCUCUACAUAUUGUUUUGAUUUA